GAGCGACGUUCAAACCGAACGCACGUCUUGUACCGGCGCUCGUAAGGGUGUGGAGUAGAAAGAUCAACUCAAACUCACCCUCGGAAGAAGUGUGAGAGUGCACCUGUGUGUGUGUGUGUGUGUGCGUGUGGUCCCUGCCCAAGACACCUGCACGGAUGUCAAGCAGGAAGUGAGUGUGAAGCCUCAAUAGUUCAGCGUCCCGAUUAGCACAAUUACGCGUAGUGUAGUGAAGAAGAUCGUGAUCAUCGGGUUCAUACCACAGUGCUUAGUGUGAUACAAUUUUACACACGAAAGAUUUCAACGUCGUGUUAAGCGACGAACCGUCGUUCAGCAACCGAAAAUUCCACACACUUUGGCCCAUAUUCUUUCCCUCGCCGACACGGAGAGGAAACCGGUUAGCGGGAGAAACUUCUCAUCCUCCUGUCCCGUGAUCGGGCUGAGUCACACGCUGCACGGUACAGCAGCACGGCGAUUUUCGCUUCAUCUUCUCUCCCUUCUUGAGUGUUCCUGUCUUUCGAUUUGGUUAUUCAACGCCGGGCCAAACGGCUGUGCUGGUGACGAGCAGCGAAAGGCGAAAGGCGAAACAAAACGGUCACGCCGCCGCCGCCGGUUUGCUGACCGCUGUAGACCGAUCGGUACGGGCCGCCGAGCGAUCUUUUUGCACAGAGCAGUGGAAGUGAGUCAACGAUCUUUCUAAGGGCAGCUCCGGGCUAGCGAAAACCAAACCGUGAGGAAAUCUGUAACGUCCGUGUGUACAUCCUGCAGACGACGCGCGUUGAGUGAAGUGGAAUUGUUUAAAGAAGAAGAAGAAGCAGCAAACAACCCUAUGCAUAAGCUUGUGAAAUGAAAAAUAACCUCUUAUAGCACAAACAAGUGAUCUACCUCUCAACACAGUAGUGGUGCAAUUUUUACGAUCUCGUAGGGUUUCAUUCGUGUGUAUGUGUUUGUGUGUGCAAUUUUUGCGGUUGAAUCAAGAGCGGUUGAUAAGGGAGGCGUGUGAUCAAGGUGAAGCAACCUCGAUUGGGGUGAGUUGAGUGGCCACUGUUAGCCUAGAAGCUGCGGGUGAGUGGCACAGAAAUUCAUCAAAAAAAACCCCAAUCAGCUCCAGACCCGCAGAAUGACAAAGCAGCAGGUGUACAAUCGUACGGUUCGGGCAGUGUGAAGCAUUUCAAUCAUACAAGUGAGGUAACCUUUCGAAGAGCUAAAAAAAGUCAAGGAAACACUGUAGCAUAAAAAAAACAGCUCAAAGCACUGCUUUCAACUGAGCCUAACCAGUUCCGGAAGGCGUGUGCGAUUGAAUGGUGGUGUAGACCAAGACCGAGCCAUCCACAUUCACCAGACGACGAUUCCUCUAAACCGGUACUGGCUGGUUCGCUGGCAGCGCGAGCAGGAGCCGAACAAACCAUGGCGGUGCAUUCGUGCACUAGAAUGAUGCACCCGAGGGUGAAACUGGUUUCGCUGCUGGUGCUGGUGCUGCUGCAGCAUUGCGCCCGGGCGCAGAUCAUCAACCGGACGCCGCACUUUAUCCCGGGCAGCGGAGACAUGGCCCGGUUCAGUCUGCUGGAAAACACACCGGUCGGCAGUGUGGUGUACCAGCUGCGAGGUGUUGACCCCGAGGGCAGUAAGCUACGGUUCAGUAUCUCCGGACCGGUGUUUAGCGUCGAUCGCGACAGUGGCGUGGUGCGGUUGCGCCAAUCGCUCGACCGCGAACAGCAGGACACGGUGGAAGUCAUCAUCAGUCUUACCGAUGAGGGAGUUCUAGGCACGGAACCAAACACCGUCUCGUUGCGGCGGGAGAUCCCGAUCCGCGACUACAACGACAAUCCUCCUGUCUUUGUCGGCCGCCCGUACAGUGCAACGAUUAGUGAAGCGACGAAACCGGGCAGCAAUGUCACGGUGACGCCCGAUAUCGUUGCCACCGAUCAGGACGAAGGGGCGAACGCGGAGCUAACGUUCAGCUGCUAUCAGGACCCGGCCAAGGGUGCGGACGAUAUCUGCGAUGUGUUCACCGUGCACACGGAAAAGAUCGCGCAGGGGAAGUUCGGAGCGUGGAUAGAGCUGCGACAGCCACUCGAUUUUGAAACACGACCCUCCUACAUCCUCACCAUCCAGGCGCGGGAUGGUUCACCAACCAACUCGCUCCGUGCGGUUGCGUCCGUCGCGAUCACCAUCCUGGAUGUGCAGGAUCAGCCGCCGAUCUUUAUCAACGCCCCGUACUCGGCCACCAUACCGGAGAACACGAUCGAGGGUACGCGCGUGCUAACAAUCAACGCAACCGACGGUGACACUGGUAGCCCGAACCCGCUCAUGUUGAUGCUGGAAAACGAACCGAUGGGACACUUCAAGCUUAACUACAUCGGUCAUCCACGGUCCGGUGUGGCUGAGCUGAUCACUACCGGUAAGCCGCUCGAUCGUGAAGAUCCCAUCAUCACGCAGAACGGUGGCGCUUACACGUUCUCCAUCCGGGCGACGGAGCUGAUCAACAACGAGCUGCCCGGUGACUCCACUACCUCGCAGAUUACGAUCGUGCUGACCGAUGUGGAUGAUCAUGUGCCCGAGUUUAGCCAGCCGGCGUACGAGGUAUCGAUUCCGGAAAAUCUCGAGCAAGACACACCCCUGCCCGGACUGGCGAUCGUUGUGACGGAUCGGGAUCUCGGUCCCAACAGCCACUACACGCUCGCGCUGCGUAACUUGCACAACUCGGAAGGAGUGUUUGCGGUUGUGCCAACGCAGGGCGAAGGUCGCACUCCGAUCGUGGUGAAGGUGCUGGAUUCAUCCCGCCUGGACUACGAUGUGCCGAGCGAGGAGGCGAAAACGUUCCGCUUCCAGCUGGUCGCAUCGGUCGAUGGGGAGGAAAAAUCGACCGCCAACGUGACGGUGCGGCUGCAGGACGCAAACGACAACUCGCCCACCUUCCCGCAGGCGAGCUACUCGCUGCAGGUGCGCGAAAACUCACCACAGGGCUUUAAGAUUGCGGACCUGAGUGCGACCGAUCACGAUGCCGGCAUGUUCGGUCAGCUGGCGUACGCGGUGAAGGGCUUCGGGGCGGAGUUUUUCCGCACGCACCCAACCGAGGGCGGGCUUUACGUGGAGCGGCAGCUGGAUUAUGAGGAGCAGAAGAGCUAUAGUUUGGCGCUGGUUGCGCGUGACGGUGGUGGGCGCGAGACGAACGCGAACGUCUUUAUCGAUGUGAUGGAUGAGAACGAUAACCAUCCAGCGUUUGAGGCGCUCGAGUAUACGCGCACGAUCCGCGAAGGUGCGACGGAAUUUGAGCCUCAGUUUUUCGUGCGCGCAGUCGAUGUGGAUGGACCUACGCAGGGUGGUGGACGCGUGUCGUAUGCGAUCGAAUCGGAGAACAGCAUCUCGGGGCACGUGUUUACGGUCGAUCGGGAUAGUGGAGAGAUUAAGAUCACACGACCGGUCAGUUCGAUGGAUACGGAUCGCGGGCAGUACGAGUUGCUGGUCGUUGCCACCGAUCAUGGUGUGCCUCCACUGAAGAAUGAUACGCGUGUGCUGGUGCGUGUAGGACUUUCCGGCAAUCAACGCCCGAUCUUCCGCGGGCAUGCAACGGCAGGGAAUCGGGACAUCCCUGGACCACCUUCGUACCGUGCGUCUAUUCCGGAGAAUGCUCCGGCAGGGUACAACGUUACCCAGGUCAGUGCUACCGAUCCGGAUGGGCUAGACGAGUUGUUGCGGUACAAGAUCGUCGGUGCCAGCGAUAACUUCGUAAUCAACGAUCUCACGGGCCUGAUAACAGUUACUCGCGAUGCUCGGCUAGACCGAGACACUAACCCGGAAAGUUACGCGAUCGUAGUGAACGCGAUCGAUGCCGGCUUUCCCAUUCCCGAGACUGCCACCACGACGGUGCACGUCAAGAUCCAAGACAUCAACGACAAGCCGCCCAAAUUCACCCAACAGUCCUACACUGCGUACGUGUCCGAGCGUAGUGCGAUCGAUUCGGAGGUCCUGCGUGUCACCGCGAAGGAUACGGAUUUGAGUGCCAGAAUUGAGUACGCCCUAGUGGAACCGAUCACGGCCGUCACCAAGGGUGGCAUCCCGCUGCUGACGACCUCAUCCUACGACUACCGGCAAGCCUUCCGUAUCGAUCGGGACGAUGGGACGAUCUUUGUUAACAGCACGCUCAACUACAACUACGCCGCAGUCAUCACGCUUACUGUGCGGGCCACCGAUACGGCAGCGGAGCUAUACCCCGAGCGGCAGUUCGAUCAAACGGAGGUAACGCUGUACGUGCAGUCGUUCAAGGACACGAACCCACUGUUCAGGAACAAAGGCUGGUCUACGGUGCGGCCCAAGAUCGAGGUGAAGGUAAAGGAGGAAGCUCCGGUUGGAGGUGUGGUGUUCCGGAUCGAGGCAGACGAUCCCGUCGCCGACGUACCGAUUACGGACUUUGAGCUCAUGAUGCCGGACGUUGAUGGGAUUUUCGGGCUGAACGAGCGUACGGGAGAAAUUAUGCUACUCCAGCGGCUGGACUACGAAACGUACAACAAAACGACGAUCGAUUUUGUGGUGAAAGCCAUCACCAGCAACCGGAAGCGCCACUCGCUCGCGUACGUUAACGUGACGGUAGAGAACGUGAACGAUAAUGCACCGGUGUUUGAGCGGGAUUCGUACCGCGUCACCGUUCUCGAGUCCGACCGGUAUCCGCACGUGGUAACUACGGUUAGGGCGACCGAUCAGGAUGUGGUGCGCACGGAGAAGGACACACUGCUCGGCUACAACGUUAUCCGGUACAGUCUGUUCGGGUCUCAUUCGAACCUCUUCACGAUCGACAAUCAGACGGGCGAGAUACGCAUUGCAUCUGGCCAGGUGCUGGAUCGCGAGAAGCAAUCGGUACUGAAGCUGAUCGUGGUAGCGGAAGAUGCACCAGGACGGCCGCAGGAUGCCAAGAAAGCGACCACCGAGGUAAUGGUGGACGUGCUGGACGUAAACGACAAUGCACCAAUCUUUGGACAGCGAUCGUACACGGCCGUAAUUCCUGAGAACGUGCUGGUGGAUACGUUCGUGAUCGCUAUUACGGCGCACGAUCCGGACGAGGGACUUGGUGGAGAGGUCCGAUACGAUAUCUUGAACGAAGGUGAAGCGAAUGGCCUGCUGCAAAUCAACCCCAAAACGGGAGAAAUCAAAACGAAAGCAAUGCUAACAGGUAAGGGACGAGCGGAACCGUACGAGCUGGUCAUCCGUGCCCAGGACAGUGGCGGUCAGCUUCCCAAGCAAAGCUCGCUGUACAACGACGUAUCCUUUACGCUGUACAUUGGAGAUAUUAGUGCGAACGAUGGCAUUCCCUUCUUCAUUGCACCGCAAGUCGGACAAACGGCCAACGUUACUGAGAAUGCAACGGUUGGUGCACCGGUCUUCCAGGUCAUCGCAAGUGAUCCGGACAGUCCGGCAACACCGAGCGGCACGCUACGCUAUCGCAUCCAAUCCGACAUCGAGGACGCGAAAUCGUUCAACAUCAACGCCAAGACGGGCCUGAUCACUACGACCCGGUCGUUGGAUCGGGAAAUCAAAUCGGCGUACAACAUCAUCAUCGAGGUGAGCGACAUGGGAGAACCUCCGCAAGCCUCCACCGUGGUGCUGCGCAUUAACGUGCUCGACAUCGAUGAUCACGAGCCACGGUUUGUGCGCGAAGUUGAAGCGCAACCGUACGAGCUGGAGGUGCUGGAGGAACAGCCCGCCGGUACGAUUGUAGGUAACGUGUCCGCACUGGACGAAGAUGUGGGACCGAAUGGUGCGAUCAACUACAUCAUCAUAGACGGCAACGAGCUGGGCCUGUUCAACGUUACCCGCACGGAAGAUAACCAAGCGAUCAUACGCACCAAGAAACCACUCGAUCGGGAAACGCUGGAAUCGGUCCGGCUAACGAUCCGCUGCUUCAAGCUCAACACCGUACCGGAUCCGCUUGUGCACGAGAGUUACAAUCGGCACGAUAAAUCGCAACUGCAGCUACUGAUCCGGGUGCUAGACAUUGACGAUCAUGCUCCGCGGUUUGAGCGGGAAAACCAAACGAUCGGUAUCCGGCACAACGUUCCGAUCGAUACAACGAUCGCGAACGGACGUGCGUUCGACGAGGACCCAACGGCCCGGCCAAUCGUGUACUCGAUACAGAGCAUCAACUUUGUGCCCCAGUUCUACCGGCGGGACAAUCGGACGGAAGAGUACGGGGACGUGUUUAGCCUGAACCCGGACACGGCGGAGAUACGCACGACGCGCAGUAUGUCCAACUUUGUCGACGGCUACUUCCAGCUGAUGGUCCGGGCGGCCAACUCCGACGAGGCGGAGCGCAUCAGCGAAACGCAGAUGAAGAUAUUCGUCAUACGCGACAAAUCGUUGCUGCGGUUCGUGUUCUCGCGCCCACCGACGGAGGUGAGCGGCGUGCUGGACCGGUUCACGGUCGAGAUGCAGGAGCGGCUCGCGAACGCUAACCUCGAGCUGUCCGUGUUCGAUGCGCAGGUGCUAAGCCAGCCGGACCACAGUCUGGACUUCAGCUCGACCAGUUCCUGCUUCCAGCUGACGCGCCACGGUUCCGCGCUUACGCCGGUCGAGAUGAUGCGCAUCAUGGAUGAUGCCGAGAUGAAGGAAACGCUUGCGGAGGUGUACCACCGGUACUCGGUGCACAAGAUCGAUUCGUGUGCGGUGAGCAAGAAACCGCCGGCCACCGCACUGAUCGCGUCGUCCGGUACCUGGUUAGUCAUCCUGGCGGGAUUGAUAGGAUUUGCCGCCUUUGCCUCCACCAUGACGGCUUGCUGUCUGGCGAAACGGUACAAAAACCAGGUGCGAUCAACGAUCAACUCGCAGCGCAUCGUUGGUUCGGACAUCUACGGCAGUGCGACACCGGUACUCUACACCGAACCCAUCUACGGUGCACUGUAGCCACCAAAGGCCAAGGUGGCCAAUGUUUUAAAAGUCUGUACAAACAAGUCAUAAACUAGGCACUGGUUGUUUAACUUCACUCCACGCGCAAGCCAUUGCGCACACUACGCGAGCUCCCUUUCUGUGCUGCAAAGCACCAAACCAACCGGCACCGUACCGUUGGUCAACCGAGGGUCAAGAACAUGUUUACCGCCACAGCGGCAGCAGCAGCAGCAGCAGGGACAUCCGACAAAGCUGACACUUGCCAAUAGAGCAAGCUACUAUUAAGGAGAAUGGGGAAGGAACAUAUUUAUUGCUACUUUUAAGAGUGAACCUUUGUUAUUUGGCGUUUCGUAUACGCAAGAUGGAACGGGAUGAGGGAACUACGCGCUCUCAUGCAUCUGUGAACACUAUGUGCGCAGAACGGAAACGUGCCAAACUACGCAUCAACUUCCUCAGGCUCUGCUUGCUACGUGUUGUUUUUGUUAGGCAGCACACACCGCCGCUGCAGCUACUGCAAGCGCGAUCAAGUGUUCCGAAGGUUCCUGCGCAUGCCACCAUCGACGUAAUGUCCUUCGCGCGGUUCACGGCUUGAUAGGAACGUGCGUGUUAACUGCAUUUGAUGUUUUUUGUAAAUAAAGCACUAGGUAACGUUAAA
Molecule: messenger RNA, 7528 nt
Organism: Anopheles arabiensis
Lineage: Eukaryota; Metazoa; Arthropoda; Insecta; Diptera; Culicidae
Gene: Cad74A
Product: cadherin EGF LAG seven-pass G-type receptor 3
Exons: 7
Coding region: 1405-6891 (1828 amino acids)
Biological process (GO): homophilic cell-cell adhesion
Cellular component (GO): catenin complex; plasma membrane; cell-cell junction
Molecular function (GO): cadherin binding; calcium ion binding
Source: RefSeq, a predicted model, not a curated record